AUGCUGGCGUUGAAGACUGCUCUGGGUGUGACCCUCACCACGUGGGCCUCCACCAACCCCUGCCGCCUCACCGGGAAAUCAACGCCCCUCCAGAACGAGUGGACUGGCGUCUUCUGCAAUCUCGCCAGCUCCGUGGAGUCCAUCUACAACUGGUUUGAUGGAACUAUUCCCUCCACCAUUGCUUCUCUGCCUCAGCUCACCACACUAGGCAUCUUCUCCAACUACCUCACGGGCACCAUGCCCAUCCCCUCCACCUCCCUGGUCGCUCUGGACGUGGGCUUCAACUACCUCUCGGGCUCCUUCCCCAAGCUCUCUCUCGCGGUCUGUGCGGCUGACCAGAACUGCUUCCUCAACUCCUCCUUUUGCCGCACCUACGGCUCGCUGCAGCGCCCCGCCACUGCCUGCGCCAUCUGCGGCACGACCGACGGGCAGGGCACGCUGUGCUCUGGUGGACUUUGCUCCGCCAACAGCUCUCUGCCAGUCAGCCAGGGCAUUGUCAAUACCCCCUCGGUGCCGCCGGUGUCCUUGACUUGUGGCAAUGUGUCCGCGAUGCUAUCCGUCAAGUCAUCCCUGGGUUUGACGUUCACGAAUUGGGUCUCCUCCUCUCUUUGCCCUGCGGGCGGUGGAUUUCUCCCCGGGGGAGCCACCACCUGGAAUAAUGUUCAAUGCCUCAUGGAUGGGGCACCCAAGCAAUUGUAA
Closterium sp. Naga37s-1 is the source of this 699-nucleotide messenger RNA. The record is from the annotation of a GenBank genome assembly. Lineage: Eukaryota; Viridiplantae; Streptophyta; Zygnematophyceae; Desmidiales; Closteriaceae.